Messenger RNA from Scatophagus argus, 2336 nucleotides. RefSeq names its product MFNG O-fucosylpeptide 3-beta-N-acetylglucosaminyltransferase (gene mfng). Gene Ontology annotation, molecular function: O-fucosylpeptide 3-beta-N-acetylglucosaminyltransferase activity. The transcript is spliced from 8 exons. Bases 325 to 1416 code for a protein of 363 amino acids. The record is from RefSeq and is a predicted model, not a curated record. Gene Ontology annotation, cellular component: Golgi membrane. NCBI's taxonomy places the organism in Eukaryota, Metazoa, Chordata, Actinopteri, Scatophagidae. Gene Ontology annotation, biological process: pattern specification process; regulation of Notch signaling pathway.
UGCAGAGGGAGCGGAGCCGCGGCUGGGACAAAGUCAAAUGCAACCCGGCGGCGGCGGCGGCUUCUGCUCAGAAAGUGAGAGGGAGUCGGUCCUGUCAUGCAGCUACAGAAGCUCUGAAAAGUGUUUGGGAUUAAGUUUGGAUUAUUAUUCUGACAGCAGGUCAAGCGUAAUUAUGAGCUGAGAAAUGAACAACAUCGAUGACACCGAAGGAAGACGCAGAGGUGAUGGAGGAGCCGCCACGACGUUAGACCAGAACAGAUGAGCGCGAUGAGUUAUUGUGCGGGGACCGUUUGAGUGCUUCGUGGACUCGGACUAACUUCUAUCAUGCAUAAGAGAUGGAUGCGACGCAGGCUGCCUGUCGUGAUCUUCACCUUCUUCAUCAUUCUUUACGUGGAUUUUCAGUUACGCUCCAGCAGUCCCCCCAAACUGACUGUGGCUCACCGUCCGUCACCCGGCGCGCCUCAGCGCUCCAUCCAGCAGGCUCCAUCCCCGGCCAAGGAGGCGCAGAAGAAGAGCAGCAGCGGGGACGAAGGACAGCGGGCCACUGAAGGCGCACAUGUCACCCCUCCGAAACUGAAGCUGGAAGACAUCUUCAUCGCCGUGAAGACCACCGGGAGGUUCCACAAGGCGCGUCUUGCGCUCCUUUUGGAGACGUGGAUCUCCAGGACCAAGGCGCAUACCUUCAUUUUCACAGACAUGGAGGACGAGGACUUGCGUUCAAAAGGCCAUAACAUGGUGGUAACAGGCUGCCAGUCAGACCACAGCCAGCAGGCUCUGUCCUGCAAGAUGUCUGCCGAGUACGACGGCUUCAUGGCCUCAGACAAGAGGUGGUUUUGUCACGUGGACGAUGAUAACUACGUGAACCCGGAGGCCCUCCUCUCUCUGCUCUCAGCCUUCCCCCAGGACGGCGACAUCUACGUGGGCAAACCGAGUCUGGACAAGCCCAUCACCGCUCACGAACUGCUGGAGGGGAAUGCAACGAGGGAGGUGCAGUUCUGGUUCGCGACAGGAGGAGCAGGGUUCUGUUUGAGUCGGCGACUGGCGGAGAAGAUGGCUCCCUGGGCCAGUGGCUCCCGCUUCGAGCAAACGUCGGCGAAAAUCCGUCUCCCUGACGACUGCACGGUGGGCUUCAUCGUGGAGAAGAGGCUGGGAGUCUCCAUGGUCCACUGUCCUUUAUUCCACUCCCACCUGGAAAACCUGCUGCUCAUCAGCCACAGAAGCAUAUCACACCAGGUGACUCUCAGCUACGGGAUAUUUGAGAACAAGAUGAACAGCAUCGAGGUGAAGGGGAAAUUCUCGAAGGAGGAAGACCCGUCCAGGACACAAGACUUUGCUGACACAAUUUCACAGCCCAGCAGUUGGGGAGGGACAAGAUGUCAGAUACGUGUCAUCACACAGCACGAGAAGUGGGGUUAAUGAGCUUCUCUGCAGAGGUUUGCAUCACCUGUUUGCACCUCAUGUCAUGAAAAGGACAGUCAGAGUGAAGUUAAAGCUAAGAGGGCCACCAGGUGGGGCUCAGGGAAGCUCCCUGAACCGACACCAGCUAACAGGAGGGAGGACAUGUUGUGAUCUCCGUGCUGGAGGUAAAUAAAAAGAAUCAUAAAGAGGCCUAAACAUUGUGAUAUCGCUGUGUGGCCUCUUUGUCAGAUGUUUCUGCCCGACUAUUUUUAGCUGCUUAAGCUUCUGCAGCAGCUCGUUUGUAUGAGUGCAGUCGACAGAGGACAACACAAAGUCAGAGAUAACUUAAUGUCCCCUCUAACACGCACACUGCAAACCGACAGUCGCCACAGUUCACUGUGCACGCUGCACGCUGCAUGGACUCAAAUGAAAGGCGGUGCUGCUCUUCGCUGUUACUUUUAGCCUCAUCUGGUUGGAAGUUUUGCGACUGAGAUUCUCCUACUUUAAUGUUCAUAUGUCGGCGAGGGUCACUGUUUAGUGUUGUAUCAAAAGUAAUUAAAUGUAACGUAGAAGUUUAAGAUCCUGCCAUCCUGACUGCCUUAGCAGCCACUGACCUUACAGCAGCCCAUGUUGCUGAUCCACACUCAGUAUACGCUGACUUGCUUCAUUCACUGCCUGUUUUUGAGAUGCACUUUAUCAGAUGUUAAAACGUUAUAUUUAUUGAGCUUAUGAGCCUUGCUCUUAGGCCCGACAACCAUAUAACUGCAAAAACAGAUUGCAAAAUGUUUUUGUCGGAGAGCCACAUUUGGUUUGCUAUUUGCAGAUCACUUUAUUUGCAGAAUAUGUAAACACUUAUCUUAGCAUUUACACUGCAUCAAACAUGCAGAAUUCAGCCUUGCAGGGGGGCUUUUUUUGAUUUUGAAAACUCAGUUCGUAUU